Histoplasma capsulatum G186AR is the source of this 1828-nucleotide messenger RNA. RefSeq lists its product as uncharacterized. Bases 343 to 1428 code for a protein of 361 amino acids. The record is from RefSeq and is a predicted model, not a curated record. Lineage: Eukaryota; Fungi; Ascomycota; Eurotiomycetes; Onygenales; Ajellomycetaceae. The transcript has 3 exons.
CUUUUGAGAUAUCUAAAUCACGACAUUGGGGCGAGCAUUUUUCAGAUUUUUGACCGCGAUUGUGGGGGCAUGACUAAGUACCUGCCCGUCACUUCCGGACGUUGACGAUUUUCAAAGUAUAUUUUGCGAAAAGAGUAGGCGAAGUCGUUUUAUCCUCCUGUACAUUCUUACUUCUGAAGAAUUGCGACUUUUUGUCCGCUGCUCUUAUCUCUAUAUCUACAGCCGGCCAGUAUGGAAAUUGCAUUUAUCACAAUUCUUGAUCUGACGCCGGCCGCUAGAGUAAAGUAUACAUCUGCGUCCGUUCAGGAUAUACUCGGCUACACCAACAAUGAAGUGGUUGGCAUGUCCCUUUGGGAUUUCGUUCAUCCGCUUGAAUUCUCGUUCGCAAAGCAGAUCCAUACCCAGAGCAUCAGGCAUGACAUUGCUGCUGGAUUGAGUUACUUCCAGAUUAAGCACAAGCUUGGUCACUGGGUUGGGGUCGAAUGCGUAUUCAACGUGGUCUAUGAUGUUUUAGUAGCAAGCACCAGCAUCUAUCAGAGGGGAUUAAGAAGUCAAAAGAGGGCAACCGACGCUCCAGCUGUCAGACGGCUAUUUUGGUCACCAUCACAAUUCGACCCACGAUAUAGCAUGCUCUCAUAUAUUUCGAGCAAAUUUUCGCCAGUUCCACAGAUCCUCUCACAUGAGCCGCGCGCGGCUUUAUUCUUAAACCGAUUUACCCGGUCUUCGAACAUCAUGUAUGCGACAAGUGGCGUAGCUCGCGUCCUUGGGCUGAGGCCGGCGGAUCUCGUUGGUAGGAGCUUUUACUACUGCAUAGAGGAGUGUAGUCUGCAUGAGGCCGUGAGGUGUAUUGAAGGGGUGAAGUCGAAUGACACGAUUUCGUAUCUCCGGUUCUGGUUCCGAAAUCCAUUGCUGGGCGAGAAUAGCGCGGAUGACCACGCGGAAUAUGGAAGCGAACACAAAGUUCAAGAGGAGGAGGAGGGUGAUGAUAAUGAUGUUGAAAUGCGAGAUGAAACCUGUGUCGACUCACGAAACAUCCUGAACAAUUGCAAUAUCACGGACAAUAAUACCAAUUUCUCACGAUCACUGGGCGAUAUCCAGACGACCACAACCAACAGCAACAGCAACAACAACCUCCAUAGACCACGAAUAGAAAUCGAAGCAGUAAUAUCCUGUUCCUCCGACGGCCUCGUUGUCGUGCUGCGACACGCGCGGCCAGUAAUUCCACCCUCUCUCGAAAAUAUCAGCUACUAUUCAGCUUACCUCCCCGCAUCACCAUGGGACACCGAUUCCACAAUCCCAGUCCAACAAGCAGACUCCAGCGAGCCACCAGAAUCAAUUCCAUCGUCCCUCAGAGGGCCUGAGCAAGGAGAGCUGAUGGAUACUAUUCGCGACGUCGCAGUCCUUGCAUGGGCGUCAGGCGUGAAAUGAGGCUAUUCGCUGUUUUCGCAAAGUUGCGGAGGAAUUGGACUGAACAUAAUUUCCCCUUUUACGAUCUUUGCAUUUUCAGGAGUACACAUCCCCGUCCCUUCUGUUUGGUUUUACAUGUUUAUUGUGCGACCAUAGCUCUCUCUUCAAUACCGCCUCGGCCGUUGGCAUUUCCCCUGUCUCCGGGUUUAAUUCUUCCCACUCUGACAUCAAAUUUCAUAGCAUAGUAGAGCAAACCGCUCUCUACCUGUAUAAUCCCGACAUGUUUCAUGUACAACACAUCACAUCACUGGCGUUGUUCUACUCAUAAUCCCGGUUUAUUUUUCGUUUUUCGUUUUUCGUUUUUGUACGAUAACCGUUUGUGCUCGCUAUUUUUGGAAUAAUCAAUAUAGACCCGAUAUCC